Messenger RNA from Scleropages formosus (Asian bonytongue), 2398 nucleotides. RefSeq names its product very-long-chain enoyl-CoA reductase-like. Gene Ontology annotation, molecular function: oxidoreductase activity, acting on the CH-CH group of donors. Gene Ontology annotation, biological process: very long-chain fatty acid biosynthetic process. NCBI's taxonomy places the organism in Eukaryota, Metazoa, Chordata, Actinopteri, Osteoglossiformes, Osteoglossidae. The transcript has 12 exons. The record is from RefSeq and is a predicted model, not a curated record. The coding region runs from base 450 to 1619 and encodes 389 amino acids.
GCAAUGCAAGCUGUGCAGUCAGUUUGAGUCACCAGAAUCUCAAGUUUCCUCUUUGGUCGUGGGGGGGUUCUCUUUUCAGGUGGCGUUUUGGGAGCAGCGAGGUGACUGAGGUGGUGUGGGGGCAGUAUGAGAACCCCAGUCCUCUCUCAUGUUCUUCUCGUCAGCAAGUUUCUCAUACGGGAACAUGUCUCACUGAGGAAAGAUGGCCGGAGCUCCUUCCCUGCUCUGACACCACUGCUGUCGGUCCCUUUUCACUGGGCUCUGGGGGACUUGGUGGAGUUUUAGGGGAGGAGGACAGAAAGAAGACAGAAAAAGCAGAAGAAAAAAAGAAAGCAAGAGGGACAGAAGAAACUUUUGAUGCUGUUGAAGAAAGUAGACCUCAGUUGGGUUGAACAAAGAUCAAUCGAGAAGGAUUUUCUAAAGCACAGAGGUUAAUACGGUCAAAGGUCAUGGAUGCUCUAGCGCUAGAAGCCAAGGCUGCAAAAAGCGAACCUGCCCCGGCAGCAACGAUCCCAGUCAAGAGACCCAAAUCAGCCAAAAAGGUGAAAAAAAAGGUAGUCUUCUUUGAAGUAGAGAUUCAGGAUGCCAAAACCAAAGAAAAGUUGCUGCUUUUGGACAAGGUGGAACCCAAUGCUACUAUAGCUGAAAUCAAAUCUAUGUUCCACAAAGCACACCCACAGUGGUAUCCAGCAAGACAGUCCCUCCGUCUGGACCCCAAGGGGAAAUCUCUGAAGGACGACGAGAUCCUACAGCAGCUCCCUGUAGGGACUACUGCAACCUUCUACUUCCGAGACCUGGGUGCCCAGAUUUCCUGGGUCACGAUCUUCCGGCUGGUUGACUGUGCCCCUAUUUCUUGGCGGAACACUUUAUCUAUGCUUGCACAGGAUCAUCUGAGACCUACUAGGUGUUUCUCAGCGAGUAUGUGGGGCCUCUUCUCAUCUAUCUCAUGUUCUACUUCCGAGUGCCUUUCAUCUAUGCCCCCAAGUAUGACUUCACCACUAGCAAAUACUGGGUUGUGCACCUGGCCUGUAUAUGCCACUCUUUCCACUACAUCAAGAGGCUCUUGGAGACCCUGUUUGUCCACCGCUUCUCGCACGGCACCAUGCCACUGCGCAACAUCUGGCAGAACUGUGCCUAUUACUGGGGCUUUGCUGCGUGGAUGGCCUACUACAUCAACCACCCCCUGUAUACCCCUCCCUGUGAGUCCCCUCUGGAUCCUGUACUGCAGAAGGGCAGAAAGACUAUCUACACAAAUCUACGGUGAGCAGCAGGUGAAAACAGCACUCAUUAUUUUCCUGUUCUGUCAGAUUGGCAAUUUCUCCAUCCAUGUAGCCCUUCGUAACCUUCGACCCCCUGGCUCCAAGACCAGAAAGAUCCCAUAUCCAACAAGGAACCCUUUCACCUGGAUCUUCCUGGUAGUCUCGUGUCCCAAUUACACAUACGAGGUGGGAGCCUGGCUGGCCUUCACCGUGAUGACCCAGUGUUUACCAGUGGCCCUCUUCACUGCUGUGGGUUUCAUCCAGAUGACCGUGUGGGCCCGGGGAAAGCAUCGCAGCUACUUAAAGGAGUUCCGAGAAUACCCCACCAUCCGCUCACCAAUCCUGCCCUUUCUUCUGUAGGGAAGAACAGUCAAAUAUCUUCCAGCAGCCACCCAAGUUGAGUCCAGUCCUGCGCUGUACAGCCUUGAAGUCCUGCUCAUGAUGAAUCAUACAACCUUUGACCUGUCCAUAUUAAACAUUGCUAAAAGAGUGAAAAUCAUCUUUUAAUAACUCCUAUAAAUGAGAACUGAGUGUUUGGACUAAUUUGUUUUCUGUAUAAAUCAUCUAAGGUUACUAUAACAGCAUUAUUAGUUACGUUCAUCAUCCAGGGCCACAAAACAGACUGAAAAUCAGUAGGCGGAAGUCCACUUUAUUCUCACCUCUAAGGCAAUGACUCCGCUGCCCGAGACCCAGAGGUUCUCCUUCAACUUGAGUGUGCUUAUAAUCAAGGAGGCACUGUGGGGCAGCAGGUAGUGCUAGUGCUUCACAGCUUCUGGGCUGCAAGUUUGGGUGUGGGUUGAAGUCCAGCUCAAUCUGUGGAGUCUGCAUGGUCUCCCUGUGUUUGUUUAUUUUUUUCUCCAGGUGCUCUGGUUGCCUCCCAAAUACGUGUUUCAGGUGAACUGGUGAUUGAAUUGCCUGUAGUAUGUGUUUGUGCGCACGUGUGAGGACAAAGCGAGUGAGUGUGUGAUUGUCCUGUGAUGGAUUUGUGUACCAUCCAGGGUGUACCCUGUUUCACAUACAAUGCUUCCAGGAUAGAUUCUGGACCUCAAAGGCCCUGGACAUAGCACACAGUUAUUUAUAAUUCAUGAAGGGGGUGGAGAUUUGCGCUCUUCAUCAUGUUAAUUCCUGCUAGAGAUAGA